CAUUACAAUUCCUUUGUUUGCGCCCUAUCUUAGACCCCAUAUCCCCAUGAAGCACUUCUCUUGGAAGAAAAGCCCAUUUGGAAAAGCAACCACUUUCUAAGGCUUGAAUAGACGUCAAGGGUAAUAGAUGGCCGGCAAGUUCAAGAAUUGCAUCACACUAUGUUGCGGAAAAAAGCCUUCGGUAGUCGAAGACAUGACAACUAACGGAUAUACAUUUGAUGAUGCCAUUGAUGGAUUGAAGAGGCUUUUGAGUGACAAAAGUGACCUUCACGCCGUGGCUGCUGAGAAGAUCAAAGCGCUGACGGCGGAGUUGGAGGGAGGAAGCUCCGGUGAGUUCAACGCGGUGGAGAGGAUCAAGGAUGGGUUCGCUCGUUUUAAGAAAGAAAAAUAUGAAACAAACCCCACUUUGUUUGGUGAGCUUGCUAAAGGCCAAAGCCCCAAGUUUUUGGUAUUUGCCUGCUCGGAUUCUCGGGUUUGCCCAUCACAUAUCCUGGAUUUCCAACCAGGUGAAGCCUUUGUAGUCAGAAACAUUGCUAACAUGGUUCCUCCUUAUGAUACGAUAAAACACUCUGGAGCAGGGGCAGCCAUUGAAUAUGCAGUGUUGCACUUAAAGGUGGAGAACAUUGUAGUCAUUGGACACAGUUGUUGUGGUGGGAUUAAAGGACUUAUGUCCAUCCCCGAAGAUGGAACUACUGCUUCUGACUUCAUAGAGCAAUGGGUCAAAAUCGGUCUGGCUGCCAAGAGCAAGGUGAAAGGAGAUUUUGCUGAUCUUGAUCAUUCAGAUCUAUGCACCAAGUGUGAGAAGGAGGCUGUGAAUGUAUCUCUUGGGAACCUUUUGACAUAUCCUUUUGUUAGGGAAGCUGUGGUGAACAAACAGCUUUCACUUAAAGGAGCACAUUAUGACUUUGUGAAAGGUGCUUUUGACCUUUGGAAUCUUGAUUUUGGCAUUUCACCUUCACUCUUCUAAUCCCAGUUUUCACUUUAUUUCUUACAUUACAUCUUUUGAAUAACUACAUAGCCGUAUAAGUCUUUUGGCAGUUGCGUCAAAUUUGUAAAGUUUUUGUUGUGCUUCGAUAUAUGUGUUUAAAGUUUGCUUGUAUCCUCUUUUUUACUUGGAAUAAUGUUGCUUUUCUUGUGUAACAUCUCGUUUUAUCAGACUACAUAACCAAUAUACAUGUAAAGUCUGAUGGCGAAAACUUGUUAUGAACAUGCAUGGUUUACAGUUUACAUCAUUA
Molecule: messenger RNA, 1235 nt
Organism: Erigeron canadensis
Lineage: Eukaryota; Viridiplantae; Streptophyta; Magnoliopsida; Asterales; Asteraceae
Product: carbonic anhydrase 2
Exons: 10
Coding region: 128-967 (279 amino acids)
Biological process (GO): carbon utilization
Molecular function (GO): zinc ion binding; carbonate dehydratase activity
Source: RefSeq, a predicted model, not a curated record